Spinacia oleracea (spinach) is the source of this 1572-nucleotide messenger RNA. RefSeq lists its product as uncharacterized. Gene Ontology annotation, molecular function: transposase activity; DNA binding. Bases 1 to 1572 code for a protein of 523 amino acids. Gene Ontology annotation, biological process: DNA transposition. NCBI's taxonomy places the organism in Eukaryota, Viridiplantae, Streptophyta, Magnoliopsida, Caryophyllales, Amaranthaceae. The transcript is spliced from 2 exons. The record is from RefSeq and is a predicted model, not a curated record.
AUGACUUCACAUUGGAUUGCAGAACACUACCAGAAUCUGUUUAAGGUUAACCCUUACAUGAGAGUGCAAGAUAUUCAGGAAACCAUUUGGUUAGAAAAGGGUAUAAGGGUGAGCAAAGACAAGGCUGCCAGGGCUAGGAGAAGGGGUCAAGCACUCAUUGUUGGUGAAUACAAAGAGCAGUAUGCAUUACUCCAAAGGUAUGCAGCUGAGAUACUAAGAAGCAAUCCAGGGAACACAGUGAAGUUGAAGUUGGAUGCAAAUGUGUUUGACAGACUGUAUUUGUGUUUUGAGGCACUUAGGAAAGGGUUCUUGGCAGGAUGCAGACCUUUCAUAUCACUUGAUGGAUGUUUCUUAAAGGGACCAUUUGGGGGUCAAUUGUUAGUAGCAGUAGGGAGGGAUGGAAACAAUCAAAUGUUCCCUUUGGCUUGGGCUGUUUGUGAGGUUGAGAGCACUGACACAUGGAGUUGGUUUCUAGAACUUCUAGCUACUGAUUUAGGUACUAGUGAAGGAGCAGGGUACACUUUCAUGUCUGACCAACAAAAGGGUUUACUUGCUGCUGUGUCAAAUGUGUUUCCACAAGCUGAAAGUAGGGUGUGUGCAAGGCAUGUGUACUGUAACUUUAGGGGAGUGUUUGGAGGUGGUUUAGAGUACAGAAAACUAUUUUGGACUAUUGCAAAAAGCAACACAGUAAAUCACUUCAAUGAAAACAUUGAAGUAAUGAGGGGUAUUUCACAUGAAGCUGCUGAAGACCUACUGAAAAGGAACUACAAGAAAUGGUGUAGGGCAUUCUACACUCCAUUAUCUUGUUGUGACAGUGUAGACAACAACAUGAGUGAGGUGUUUAAUGCAUACAUCUUGAGUGCAAGGCACAAGCCUAUUAUUACCAUGUUGGAAGAUAUCAGAGAGGGUUUGAUGGAAAGACUGCAUAAGAAAAGAGAUUUCAUUGGGAAAAAGGAGAUAAUGUUGUGUCCUAGGAUCCAAAUUCAGUUAGAGAAACACAAAAUUUGGGCUAGGGGUUGGAAUGCAUACUGGGAUGGUGGGUUUUGCUAUGGAGUAAGAGAAGGUGCAACACAGGUUAAGUAUGUGGUGGAUCUGAACCAACAUACUUGUAGUUGCAAUGCAUGGCAGACCUACAUGAAGGCAUAUGAAUUUUUGUUAGAGCCUUUAAAUGGUCCUCAAGAGUGGCCUACUUCUGAUAGCAUUGUUGUGGCUCCAAAGGUGAAAAAGGUCAAUGAAAGACCUAAAACAAAGAGGAGAUAUGGUGUUGGAGAGGUAACUGCAUCUGGUAAGCUGAAGAGAACAGGUUGUUCUAUGAAAUGCAGCUUAUGUGGUGUGAUAGGCCACAACAAAAGGGGUUGCAAGAAUGCCCCUAAGCAACAACAACACAGCAACAAUCAUGCUACUGCAGAGCAGACCACACCACAGCAACAACACCCAAGAACCAGUUCAGCUAUACCAAUGCACAAUAGGGGUGUGGGUAUUUAUACCUACCCAAAUGGGUAUCAAAGAAUAGCUACUGUAAGUCAUUCAAUAUACUCAAAUUCUUUCUUACAUGUUACUUUACUGUACUGA